GGUUAGAAAAAAUGGCAUUAACGCUUUAUUUAAUUACAAGUCUAGUUUAUGAAUCGUACAUCGCAGAGAAAUGACCCAGAAUAAAGCCGCAGACACAGGUGCAGAGUGUGGCCUCCCGCUCCUUCCUCUCUCUGUGCUCGCUGCUUAGGAAACGUGGCCUUACUGAGGCUCCGGCGACGCCGCAGUACAUGAAAGACGACGAGCAUCUUCAUCCUCUGCCGCGUCUCUCUCCGCCACAAACCAGAUCUGAAUCCCGUCUCUGAGGAAACAUGUCUGAGGCAGAACAAGCCCCGGCCUCGGUCCCGGAGGUGCUGGACGCACUGAAUGCCACGGACUCGAAUGGGACGGAGGUGCUCAACGCUACGGCUAAAUUCGUGGCCACCCCGGAGGGCACUGCGCUGGCCUACGGCAGCCUGGUGUUCAUGGCCCUCGUGCCCAUCUUCUUCGGAGCUCUCCGCUCCGUCACCUGCUCCAAAUCUAAGGAGCUUGGAGAAAAUGAUUACGAUUCUGGGUUCAGAAAUGCAGCAGACAUGCCAGAGACCAUCACCAGUCGGGAUGCAGCGAGGUUCCCCAUCAUCGCCAGCUGUACACUGUUCGGACUCUACCUCUUCUUCAAGGUAUUUUCUCAAGAGUACAUCAACCUGCUGUUGUCUGUCUACUUCUUUGUGCUGGGUGUCCUGGCACUGUCUCACACAAUGAGCCCUCUGAUGUCCAGAGUCUUUCCAGCUUCUUUCCCAAACAAACAAUACCAGCUGCUGUUCACUCAGGGCACUGGAGAGUCCAAAGAAGAAAUAGUCAACUAUGAGUUUGACACCAAGAACCUGGUGUGUCUGCUCAUCAGCAGCGUUGUGGGCGUCUGGUAUCUGCUCAAAAAGCACUGGAUCGCCAAUAAUCUGUUCGGCCUGGCGUUUGCCCUGAACGGCGUAGAGCUGCUCCACCUGAACAACGUCAGCACCGGCUGCAUCCUACUGGGGGGGCUCUUUGUCUAUGACGUCUUCUGGGUGUUCGGGACCAACGUCAUGGUAACCGUUGCCAAGUCCUUUGAAGCACCCAUCAAGUUGGUUUUCCCUCAGGACCUGUUGGAGAAAGGUCUGGAAGCCAGUAACUUUGCCAUGUUGGGUCUGGGAGACAUCGUCAUCCCUGGAAUCUUCAUUGCCCUCCUGCUGCGCUUCGAUGUCAGCCUGAAGAAGAACAGCAGGACGUAUUUCUACUCCAGUUUCCUGGCCUACAUCUUUGGAUUAGGCCUUACCAUUUUUGUGAUGCACACCUUUAAACACGCUCAGCCUGCUCUGCUUUACCUGGUCCCAGCCUGCGUCGGCUUCCCCGUCAUCGUAGCACUGUUCAAAGGAGAGCUCACGGAGAUGUUCAGCUAUGAGUCUUCAGAGGAAGUUCUCCCUGGCUCUCCCAGACUCACUUCCUUCCCAACCGUCAGCGGCUCUCCCGCCAGCCUGGCUAGCUCGAUGGAUGCCGUUUCUAUGGCGACUGGCUGCUCCUCCCCCCGCCGCCGACGGUUACAGCCUACCUCCAUGUAGACGCCCCGCCCCUCUUUUUACUCUUACUCCCUGUGUCACCUGGGCAGGUAUGAGGAGACUUCACCUGAGGAGGCGGAGACUAAAGAGGACUCAUCAGAGAAGAAGGACCAGUAGUCUUCAUCGCUGCCCCUGCAUUGCACCUCCCACACACUUGUCAUUCGUCCUGCUGCCACCGCAUCCUCCUGCCUGCAGCCUCUCCAACUUCCUGUUUGUUGCAGGGCUGGGGGGGCUCAACGUGUUUGUCUUUAAAACCCAUGGGAUUGGCUGCUUUUCUCCAUGGUAACGGUUGAGGUAGUGCUGGUGGUAUUUUAAUGUUUGUUUGGUUGUAACAGCUGAGAAUCGGUGCUUACCAUGACUCUGCUGUACUCACACAGACACACAAGCUCUGCAUCACCACCUUAGAGGAUUUCACCCCAUAACGCAGAUUCACAGCCGCAGCAUCACCACGUGAUCCUCAUGUGUUUGCAGAUUGUCGACCCUGAUAGACAGGGAAAACAUUAGGUCUGAGUGCUUGUUUUUUUCCAUGUUUAAAACGGGUGCUCCAAUCAUUUUCUUGUAUUUUAAAACCUGGAGAUGGAGUCUGAGUCUGAUUCCCACGGUUAACUGCUUAUGGAUCCUUCAGCUUUGGUUCUAUGUCUCCUGGUGUAUUUGUAGCUGCUCAUUCUGCCUUUUGCUUUUCCAACUGAGCUUUUCUCCAUUAUGUUCUUCUUCAGUUUCUUUUAUGUUGUGUCUUUUAUGUUUAAAAGGAUGGGAAUCCAGUUUGUCAUUGUAUACAGGUACUUCAUGAUUCUUUGUUUAACCUGUGCAUUGUUCACACCUGCUUGUCUAAACUGUGUGAAUCCGUUUGAAGCUGCGUACCAGGAAAUAAAUCUCAUUUACAGGCCUGUAAA
Molecule: messenger RNA, 2422 nt
Organism: Betta splendens (Siamese fighting fish)
Lineage: Eukaryota; Metazoa; Chordata; Actinopteri; Anabantiformes; Osphronemidae
Gene: hm13
Product: histocompatibility (minor) 13
Exons: 13
Coding region: 270-1532 (420 amino acids)
Biological process (GO): membrane protein proteolysis
Cellular component (GO): membrane; lumenal side of endoplasmic reticulum membrane; cytoplasmic side of endoplasmic reticulum membrane
Molecular function (GO): aspartic endopeptidase activity, intramembrane cleaving
Source: RefSeq, a predicted model, not a curated record